AUCCUGUGGUUUGAGCACGUCAGCAUGCUGGUGAUCCUGCUGAACUGCGUCACCCUGGGCAUGUUCCAGCCCUGCGAGGACGUGGAGUGCCAGUCAGAGCGCUGCACCAUCCUGGAGGCUUUUGACGACUUCAUUUUCGCUUUCUUUGCGGUGGAGAUGGUCAUCAAGAUGGUGGCCCUGGGGAUCUUCGGGCAGAAGUGUUACCUUGGAGACACGUGGAAUCGCCUGGACUUCUUCAUCGUGAUGGCAGGCAUGAUGGAGUAUUCCCUGGAUGGACACAACGUCAGCCUGUCCGCCAUCCGCACCGUCCGGGUCCUGCGGCCACUGCGAGCCAUCAACAGGGUCCCAAGUAUGAGAAUCCUGGUCACCCUGCUGUUGGAUACUCUGCCUAUGUUAGGCAACGUCCUCCUCUUGUGCUUCUUUGUCUUCUUCAUCUUUGGGAUUGUGGGUGUCCAGCUCUGGGCAGGGCUGCUGAGGAACAGGUGUUUCCUAGACAGGAAUUUUGCAAUGACCUACAACCUGACCUUCCUGCACCCCUACUACCGCACGGACGAGGCGGAGGAGAACCCCUUCAUCUGCUCGUCGCACCGGGAGAACGGGAUGCAGAAGUGCUCCAACAUCCCAAACAGGAAGGAGUACAAGGUGGAGUGCACCUUGAGCAUGGACUCCUACACCCCCAGUUUGUACCACCCCGACUCCAGCAGCAGGAAUUCCUGCAUCAACUGGAACCAGUAUUACAACGUGUGCAUGGCGGGGGACGUGAACCCGCACAACGGAGCUAUCAAUUUUGAUAACAUUGGAUAUGCCUGGAUAGCUAUUUUUCAGGUUAUAACCCUGGAAGGAUGGGUUGACAUCAUGUAUUACGUGAUGGAUGCACAUUCUUUUUACAAUUUUAUAUAUUUUAUAUUGCUUAUAAUAGUCGGUUCCUUCUUCAUGAUUAACUUGUGCCUGGUUGUGAUAGCAACACAGUUCUCCGAGACCAAGCAGCGGGAGAACCAGCUGAUGCAGGAGCAGCGGGCCCGGUACCUCUCCAACGACAGCACAAUCGCCAGCUUCUCGGAGCCGGGGAGCUGCUACGAGGAGCUGCUCAAGUACAUCUGCCACAUCUUCAGGAAGGUGAAGCGCAGGACGAUCCGCCUGUACAACAACUGGCAGAGCAAGCGCCGGAAAAAGGUGAACCCCAACAGCGGCACCAACGGGCAGAGCCACCGCGGCCGCAAGCGCAUCACCUCCAUCCACCACCUCAUCCACCACCACCACCACCACCACCACCACCACUACCACAUCAGCAACGGCAGCCCGCGGGGCCCGCGCCCCAACCCGGAGAUCUGCGACCUGGAGCUCAAGGUCAUGAAGCCCGGGGGGCAGCUGAUGCUGCCUUCCCCGGCCCCCAACGCGCAGAGCCCGGCCCCUCACCCCGACGCCGAGUCCGUGCACAGCAUCUACCAUGCCGACUGCCACGUGGAGGGACCCCCCGUCAACUGCAAGUCUUCCAACGCCCCUGCCGGCAUCAAACUGGCUGCCGGGCUCUCCAGCCGCGGCAACAUGAACUACCCGACCAUCCUGCCCUCACCGACGGGCAGAGUCAGCUCCGUGCCCGUUCCCAAAGGGAAGAAGAACGGGAAUUCGCCGGUGGCCGUGGUUAAUAGCCCGGUGAAUUUGGGCGUGGAUUCUUAUGGGAAGCUGCAGCAACUGGUAGGAGAACAUGGUCUGCGGCGCACACCCAGCCGGCUGUCGGGGCUGAGCACGGCCCCCCUGCCCAGCCCCCCCGGCCCCACCCUGACCUGUGAGCUCCAGGACUGCCCCUUCUGUGCCAGCCUCCUGGACGACCCCGAGUUCGCCCUCAGCGACUCCGAGAGCUGCGACUCCGACAGCAACGGCGUCUACGAGUUCACGCAGGACCUGCGGCACGGCGACCACCGGGACCAGCUCCAGCAGCAGAGGGGCAGGAGGAGGAGGAAGAAGAAGAAACCCAAGGAGAGGAACAAGGUCGUGCAGCUGUGGAAGGCUUUUGGCAGCAAACUGAAGAGGAUCGUGGAGAGCAAGUACUUCAACCGGGGCAUCAUGAUCGCCAUCCUCAUCAACACCCUGAGCAUGGGCAUCGAGUACCACGAGCAGCCAGAUGAGCUGACCAAUGCCUUGGAGAUCAGCAACAUUGUCUUCACCAGCAUGUUUGCCCUGGAGAUGCUCCUGAAACUCCUUGCCUUUGGCAUCUUUGGCUACAUCAAGAACCCCUACAACAUCUUCGACGGGAUCAUCGUUGUCAUCAGUGUCUGGGAGAUCAUUGGGCAGUCGGAUGGGGGCCUGUCCGUGCUCCGGACGUUCCGGCUGCUCCGGGUGCUGAAGCUGGUGCGGUUCAUGCCCGCCCUGCGCCGCCAGCUCGUGGUGCUCAUGAAGACCAUGGACAAUGUGGCCACCUUCUGCAUGCUGCUCAUGCUCUUCAUCUUCAUCUUCAGCAUCCUUGGCAUGCAUCUUUUUGGAUGCAAGUUCAGCCUGAAAACUGAUACAGGAGACACAGUUCCAGACAGGAAGAAUUUUGAUUCCUUGCUUUGGGCCAUUGUCACUGUAUUUCAGAUCCUCACUCAGGAGGACUGGAACGUGGUCCUGUACAACGGGAUGGCCUCGACCUCCUCGUGGGCAGCUCUGUACUUCGUGGCCCUGAUGACCUUCGGGAAUUACGUCCUCUUCAACCUCCUCGUUGCCAUCCUGGUGGAGGGAUUCCAGGCAGAGGGUGAUGCCACUAGGUCAGACACAGAUGAGGACAAGACAUCUGCCAACUUUGAUGAUGAUUUUGAGAAGCUGAAAGACCUCCGAGCGACAGAGAUGAAGAUGUACUCCCUGGCUGUCACCCCCAAUGGGCACCUGGAGGGCAGGGGGUCGAUGCCCCCUCCCAUCAUCCUGCGCACGGCGGCCACCCCGAUGCCCACCCCGAAGUGCUCCCCCCACAUGGACUCCGUGCACACCUUUGUGGACUCGAGGAGAGGCAGCAACGCUUCCCUGGACCCCGCGAGCUACGAUCAGAAGUCCUUGUCUAGCCUCCGCAGCUCCCCCUGCGCCAACUGGGGCACCAGCAGCAACUGGGGGAGCCGGCGCUCGAGCUGGAACAGCCUGGGCAGAGCCCCGAGCCUCAAGAAGAAGAACCAGUCGGGAGAGAGGGAGUCCCUGCUCUCCGGGGAGGGCAAGGGCAGCACCGACGACGACUCGGACGACGCCAAGUCCAGCACGGUCAGCCGGCCCUCGCUGCACCGCCGGGCGGAAUCCCUGGAUUACCGCGGCUCCCUGGAGCUGCCGGAGCUGCUCCAGCUGCCCCCCGUGCGCCACUCGCUCGGGGUGAGCCCCGUGGCCAUGCUGCCCCCCGAGUUCCAGGACUGCAACGGCAAGAUGGUGCACGUGCCCAGCGAGCUCUUCCUGCGCGUCGACGGGCACAAGGAGGAUGCCCUGGACUACGAGGACGACAUGGAGGAUAGUUACUGCUACCGGAUCCGCAAAGUCCUGGAGCCCUACAAACCCCAGUGGUGCAAGACUCACGAAGACUGGUCCCUCUACUUGUUUUCCCCCCAGAAUCGGUUCCGGGUGAUGUGCCAGAAGGUCAUUGCCCACAAAAUGUUUGAUCACGUGGUGCUGGUCUUUAUAUUUCUCAACUGCAUCACUAUUGCACUGGAGAGACCAGACAUAGACCCACAGAGCACGGAAAGGAUAUUCCUCAGUGUUUCUAAUUACAUCUUCACUGCCAUCUUUGUGGCUGAAAUGAUGGUUAAGGUGGUAGCUCUUGGCUUUUUCUCUGGGGAGAACACCUACCUGCAGAGCAGCUGGAAUGUUCUGGAUGGAGUGCUGGUCUUUGUGUCUAUCAUUGACAUUAUUGUGUCCAUGGCAUCAGCAGGAGGAGCCAAAAUCCUGGGUGUCCUUCGUGUUUUGAGACUUCUGCGGACCUUGAGACCUCUCCGAGUCAUCAGCAGAGCCCCAGGUCUGAAGCUGGUGGUGGAAACCUUGAUCUCCUCCUUGAGGCCUAUUGGGAAUAUUGUUCUCAUCUGCUGUGCUUUUUUCAUUAUCUUUGGGAUUUUAGGGGUCCAGCUCUUUAAAGGGAAGUUCUACUACUGUGACGGUCCUGAUGUCAAAAACAUCACCACGAAGACCGACUGCACCAACGCUCGCUACAAAUGGGUCCGGCGCAAGUACAACUUCGACAACUUGGGGCAGGCCCUCAUGUCCCUGUUUGUCCUCUCCUCCAAGGACGGGUGGGUGAACAUCAUGUACGACGGGUUGGACGCCGUGGGCAUCGACCAACAGCCCAUCCAGAACCAUAACCCUUGGAUGCUUCUCUACUUCAUCUCCUUCCUGCUCAUCGUCAGCUUCUUCGUGCUCAACAUGUUUGUGGGGGUGGUGGUGGAGAACUUCCACAAGUGCCGGCAGCACCAGGAGGCGGAGGAGGCGCGGCGGCGGGAGGAGAAGCGGCUCCGACGCCUGGAGAAAAAGCGCAGGAGUAAGGAGAUGUACCUGUCUGAAGCCCAGCGCAGGCCUUACUACGCCGACUAUUCCCCGGCACGGAAAUACAUCCACAGCCUCUGCACCAGCCACUACCUCGACCUGUUCAUCACCUUCAUCAUCGGGGUCAACGUCAUCACCAUGUCCAUGGAGCACUACAACCAGCCAAAGUCCCUGGAUGAAGCCCUGAAGUACUGCAACUAUGUGUUCACCAUCGUUUUUGUGUUCGAGGCCCUUCUGAAGUUGGUGGCAUUUGGUUUCCGAAGGUUCUUUAAGGACAGGUGGAAUCAGCUGGAUUUGGCCAUAGUUCUGCUGUCCAUUGUGGGAAUCACCCUGGAGGAGAUCGAGAUGAAUGCUGCUCUGCCCAUCAACCCCACCAUCAUCCGCAUCAUGCGGGUGCUCAGGAUAGCCAGAGUGCUGAAGCUGCUGAAAAUGGCCACAGGGAUGAGAGCUCUGCUGGACACGGUGGUACAAGCCCUUCCCCAGGUAGGGAACCUUGGCCUACUUUUUAUGCUCCUGUUUUUUAUCUAUGCUGCCCUGGGAGUGGAAUUGUUUGGCAAGCUCGAUUGCAGCGAAGAAAAUCCCUGUGAAGGUCUGAGCCGCCACGCCACCUUCACCAACUUCGGCAUGGCCUUCCUCACCCUCUUCAGGGUGUCCACGGGGGACAACUGGAAUGGCAUCAUGAAGGACACUCUCCGGGAAUGCACUCGGGAGGACAAGCACUGCCUCAGUUACCUGCCCGUCAUCUCCCCCGUCUACUUCGUCACCUUCGUCCUCAUCGCGCAGUUUGUCCUGGUCAACGUGGUGGUGGCCGUGCUGAUGAAGCACCUGGAGGAGAGCAACAAGGAGGCCAAGGAGGAUGCUGAGAUGGAUGCUGAGAUCGAGCUGGAGAUGUCCAGAGGGACCAGCACCUCGGCCCCGGGUGGGAGCAGGGGCGGUGCCGUGGCCCCGGCGGGCCGGGCGCCCUGCAGGGCUCAGGAGGGCGUGAAGGCAGCGCUGCAGGUGAAGCACCAAGCCCUGGGCAGCUCAGCGUCCCUGAGGCCCCAGGAGUCCCAGAACCUGCUGACAGUCCGUAAGAUCUCCGUGUCCCGGAUGCAUUCCCUGCCCAACGACAGCUACAUGUUCCGGCCCGUGAUGCCAGCGAAAGCCCCUUUCCCCCUUCACGAGGUGGAGAUGGAAACCUAUCCCUGCAAAACCCAAAGAGGAUCCAUCACCUCCAUCCGCUCCCAGCCCGUGGGCACAUGUUCCUCUCUCAGAGUCCCAGUGGAGUCCCUCCAGCUGUCUGUCUGCUCCCCCAGCCACGAGGGCCGGCACCGCUGGAAGGUCCUUCCCCCCAGCGUCACACCUCGGUCUCCUGUCCUCAGCAAGCUGCUGUGCAGGCAGGAGGCCCUUCGAAUGGAGUCGGUGGAUGGACAGACUCCGGACCGCGCGGACAACCUGCAAGCCGAUCCUGGAGAGACACCUCCAUCAGCAAAGCAGCCCCAGAGCACCCUCAGCCCCAGCCCCCUGCAUUCCACAGCCGCCUCCCUACCGGCCACCCCUCCGGGCUCUCCCCACCACCCUCCCAGCCCCCUGCCUCGGAAGCACCCCUGCGGCCAGCGCGGCAUUCCCAGCCGGCCGCCCAGCCCUGCCAGCCCCGAGGGCUGCCCCGGCGAGCCCUCCGACCUGGCGGACGAGGAGGUUCGGCACAUCAACAGCUCGGCCAAAGACUGGGCAGAGGAGCACUCGGAGCCCGGGAGCCGCUCCGCCUCGCCCUUCAUCUCCCCGGCCCCGUCCCCGGUGCCCCUCAAGAACUGCAGCACAAGCAGCCUCUCCAGCGGCCGCAGGGAGAAGGACUUGAAGAAGUUCUACAGCACCGACACCAAGGGCUUCCUCAGCAAGCCCAGCUGGGCCGACGAGCAGCGGCGGCACUCCAUCGAGAUCUGCCCCUCCCUCGGCGACCGGGACUGCGGCUUCCAGGACCCCGCCGAGGAAAAGCAGCGGCCCCCUGCCCAUGUCCAGGUGGAGUCCGACUACAUCCAUGGCGCCCGGAGGAAGAAGAAGAUGAGCCCGCCCUGCAUUUCUAUAGAUCCUCCCAUGGAGGACGAUGGCGGGGCGGCCCCGCGCGCCAAGCCCUCUGAGAACAGCAUGCUGAGGAGAAGGACCCCAUCCUGCGAGUUCCCGGCCUACAGAGAAUCCCUGGAGCUCGCGGAGAGCCAGCCCGGGGAGCCAGGCUCCAAAGCGGAGCGCCGGGGCCAGCCCCAGUGCCGGGGGGAGCACCUCACCAUCCCCAACUUCUCCUUUGAGCAGUUGGACGGCGGCUCCCUGAGCAGCCUCUCGGAUCUCCUGGACAGCGGGCAGUCCACGCCGGACUCGCGGCCGGACCCCGAACUGAAAAAGCCGGAUCACUUAAAGACUCAGCGGAGCAACGGCGAGAAAAGCAAAGAGCUGCUGGGCAUCGCCAAGAGCCCCCUCCGGAAGCAGGACUUGGCCCCCGUGACUGUUGCCACAGAAGAAGACGUGGAUGACCCAGUAUAGCUGUCUGGGAGGGGGGAAAGGGGGGGGUCUCAAGGGCUUGACACCAACGUGGGGGUUCCGCAGUGGGCACCGAGCGGCCGCGGGGUUGCGGGCGGCUGCUCAGCGGGGUUUUCCCUCUCCGGCGCAGUCACU
Molecule: messenger RNA, 7131 nt
Organism: Corapipo altera (White-ruffed manakin)
Lineage: Eukaryota; Metazoa; Chordata; Aves; Passeriformes; Pipridae
Gene: CACNA1H
Product: calcium voltage-gated channel subunit alpha1 H
Exons: 34
Coding region: 25-6999 (2324 amino acids)
Biological process (GO): neuronal action potential; membrane depolarization during action potential; sodium ion transmembrane transport
Cellular component (GO): neuron projection; voltage-gated sodium channel complex; voltage-gated calcium channel complex
Molecular function (GO): voltage-gated sodium channel activity; low voltage-gated calcium channel activity
Source: RefSeq, a predicted model, not a curated record